AUGGGCCAUACUUCAGACUCAGAACCCGCGAAGCGGAAGCGUGACGUCGAUGAUGCUGGUGGUCAAGGACGUGCCCAGCAUGCACCUACAUCUCUUCAACAAGGCGUUCCUGGCUACAUCCAUUAUCUUUCAAGAUCCAAUGCUUCCCACCUAAGCCUCGUUCAGGGCGAUGCCGAUACCUUUGCCGACAUCAUUGGUCUUAUUGGUGAAUAUGAGAACGUUCUAGAUAGACACGAAAGUCUGGCUGCAAGUCUGGGUGCGAGACUCACUGGCCCACGACUUCUAAGAGGGAUUGAGAAGUUUUUCGACGGUCCAAUAAAAACGACACCACUACAACCAUUCUCCAAUCCUAUAAGUUGGCUUGAUGUUGUCAGUUUUGCUCGAUCAAAUCCCAAGGACUUUACCCUUGUUCAGAAGCCAGACGGGUCCAGAUGCUGUCAGUUUAUCCUCAAAGGUUCUCAGGUUGAGAUCCUGGAAGAUGACUGGCGCCUAGUGUGGUCUGGCGCCCUGGAUCGCUUUCCUCUCGAUCAUCCUCUCGAGGAGGAUGAGACUGCAGAGCUGGCGACACUAGAUAUUCUUGAGCAGAGAACGUCAAUCCUUUAUAAGAAAGCUGAUGAAGUAGCGGCAAGAGCUCGAAUACUCAACCAUCGUCUCGGACAACGUAAGCAAGAUAUUCGCCGGCGUCGCAGCACGCAAGACCCAUCGCCAUCGCGAUAUCAGCCUACAAACAGCACAGCUAGUAGCACUCCCCAACGAACAGUCGCCAACUUUGGUGCUGGAUACGACUUACAUGCGGAUUUGUUGCAGCAAUUUCUCACAGCUUCGGCCUCACCACCCCCAUCACGGUCUACAUCGGUCACUGGAAUCCCGUUAACUACAAUAAGUCACCCAUCACCAUCACACAGCAUAACUCAUUCUCAAACACAUGGGCCACGAUAUAGCCAUACCGCAGACACGACAGUCCAACCAGCAGUUGACAGUCGUGAAGCAACAUUCCGGUCGCUCAUCACACAACGAACCGACCAGUUGGGUAAAGGAGAUAUUAUAACACCGCCUUGCGACCGAUGUCGAAGAUUGCGGGUAGAAUGCGUUAAGCAUCUGACGGCAUGUUCAGGUUGCACUAAGAAGCACGCUAAAUGCAGCUGGAAAACAGUCACAGACGAAGAAUUUCGACAGCUCAAGCGAGAAAUGGGACUUAAGGACGAAAUGGAUGUCGAUGGACAAUCCGACACUGGACCGAGUACCGACACAUUGGAUCCUAAAGAAGGCCACUUGAAUCGAAUCGGAGAUCGACAAGACGCCGCUAAGACAUCUGGAGACAGGACACCAGGGACGUACGGGACAGACGAAGGGUCAAGGCCGCCUAGUAGGGAUAACGGACACCUACCCAGCACAAUGGAGCCCUCAACGGCAUCAAUGCACCGUUUCGAUCUGAGUGCUGACCGGCAUCGACUGCCGUUCGGUAUGGUCCAGACGGCAAGAUCAGAUCACAGCAAUCAUUCGGUUGAAGCCCUGCACCCAGGAACAAACGCUGCAGGUCUGACAAGUUCGCUGGCAAUAGCUUCGAAUAGGUCCAGAAACCUCCGUCUUGCUUUAGGGUCGACCAUCCUUCUUACAAUGUUGCAUCACCAGAAUCCAUCGCCCGUUAUGACUAGCCGCGACGAGAAACCUUUCCACCAUACACAUGUACCGAUCGACCACUCUGCACUCAUCCAGUCACGAGAGACUGGUGAUGUCCUUCCUGAUGAUACGCCUAUACAGGGAAAUGUCAAAGCGUUGCCCUUUGCCAAGUCUUGGGUGCAUAUGUUUGCCGGUGGCGUUGGAGGAAUGACCGCCGCUGCAGUUACAGCUCCCCUCGAUGUGCUUAAAACCCGAUUGCAAUCCGACUUCUACCAAGCUCAGAUUCGAGCACAGCGCGAAGCUCAGGUUCAGACCCUUGGACGACUUAAUCCUGCUCGAAGCGCGCUAUACCAUCUCAACGACACACUCCAGAUCCUCGGCUCUGUGUACAGGAACGAAGGUUGGCGCGCACUCUUCAAGGGACUUGGUCCCACCACGGUUGGAGUUGUCCCUGCUCGUUCUAUCAAUUUUUAUGUAUACGGCAACGGAAAGCGUCUGAUUUCGGAACAUCUCAACAAUGGCGUAGAAGCUCCUUGGGUUCAUCUAUCGGCUGGUGUGGCCGCCGGCGUUAUCACCUCGACGGCGACAAAUCCCAUCUGGAUGAUCAAGACUCGUUUGCAGCUGGACAAGAAUGUAGCAGCUGGUGGUGCCCAGAUGCGCAAAUAUCGUAAUAGCUACGAUUGUAUAAGACAAAUUCUCCGGGACGAGGGUAUUCGAAGCCUCUAUCGCGGCAUGAGCGCCAGUUACCUUGGCGUGGUAGAGUCUACGAUGCAAUGGAUGCUUUACGAACAGAUGAAGGUCUCCCUAGCCCGCCGAGAGAACGAGAUUGUGCGCAGUGGUCGUGAAAGGACGUGGUGGGAUAAGACUGUUGACUGGACUGGAAAGGGUUUUGCUGCUGGAAGCGCCAAACUGGUUGCCGCUGUUAUCGCUUACCCCCAUGAGGUUGCGCGAACGCGAUUGCGACAGGCACCUAUGGAGAACGGUUUGCCCAAGUAUACCGGCUUAGUUCAAUGCUUCAAGCUCGUCUGGCUUGAGGAGGGUGUUAUGGGUCUCUAUGGCGGUUUAACUCCCCACCUUAUGCGAACAGUACCCAGCGCCGCCAUCAUGUUUGCCAUGUACGAAGGUAUUCUUCGGCUUUUCCACACGCCCGCGUAA
This is a messenger RNA of Fusarium coffeatum, 2775 nucleotides long. RefSeq lists its product as uncharacterized. The transcript is spliced from 6 exons. Gene Ontology annotation, cellular component: mitochondrion. Bases 1 to 2775 code for a protein of 924 amino acids. Gene Ontology annotation, molecular function: DNA-binding transcription factor activity, RNA polymerase II-specific; pyrimidine nucleotide transmembrane transporter activity; zinc ion binding. Gene Ontology annotation, biological process: regulation of DNA-templated transcription; pyrimidine nucleotide import into mitochondrion. NCBI's taxonomy places the organism in Eukaryota, Fungi, Ascomycota, Sordariomycetes, Hypocreales, Nectriaceae. The record is from RefSeq and is a predicted model, not a curated record.